Molecule: messenger RNA, 1371 nt
Organism: Penicillium waksmanii
Lineage: Eukaryota; Fungi; Ascomycota; Eurotiomycetes; Eurotiales; Aspergillaceae
Exons: 3
Coding region: 1-1371 (456 amino acids)
Source: RefSeq, a predicted model, not a curated record
AUGCACAAAGCACCUUCUUCGUCCUUUAGCACUGCGUCUACAGAGCACGAGGUCUCCAUGGAUAAUACAAGCGAUGAAGCCGACCGAGAGAUAGAAAAAUUUCAAGCCAAAAAGAGAGAUUGGCGCAAGAACGAAUUCCAACAACUUCUCAACCGUGAGACUGACAAACAUCGAUUGCACUGUUUUGAUCUCGCUACUAGUGGUAUCUCUUCGUCCGCAGUACAGAGCACUUCUCCUAGAGCGGAAACCCCUAUUACACGUGAAAAGCUUUGGGAAAUAGGGCUGGAUGAAAUCUUAAACAAAGGCCCUGCCAAGGUCGCUUGUGACCUCUCCCAAAGAAGCCUCGAGAAAUUGCAGCAGAUCCCUUACGGCAACUUCGUUCAGAAAGCUUUGGAUCUACCCUCUGACCAGAUCAAGACAUCCCUCUGGACAUAUGAAGUUCUUGAUGCCAAGCUUUAUUUUGAUUUGAUCAAGUCCCCGCAGCAUCUGAACCAAUUGCAUGAUCUCAAACAGAGCCUGGCAAAGCUUAAAAGCGACCCUCUAAUCUAUGCCACCAUUGAGUACACUUGGCAAGAGGCCAGCCGAGUAGUACUCCAAUGCCCGGCAUAUGAGGGCCUGAACGGAACCGGAGUAGGCGGAUUAGCCUUCAGGUUAGAAGCAACUCUUGACAAAUUUAUAACCCGACCCCUCCAGGAGGUUCUUGAGAGAGCAGACUCGGCGGAAAGGUUAUUGCAGGACUUUCAGGUUUUGGGCAUCCGUUUGCACGAUUCUUUGAGGCCACUCGAGGCAGACUGGAGCACGCCACUCAACAACAGAAACGAUUUUCUGGAGCAAUUGCGAUGGAACGACGUUCCAGCUCUUGCGAGCCUCAUAUCACGCAAAGACAUGGCUCUCUUCAGAGAUUAUGUGCCGAUUGCCUUCACCAAAGAUGGAGCCCAAGCGCGUUCCAUCUUGAGCUCCCGGUGGAAUCAGCUGAUGGUGGAGGUGAAAGAGUGCAUGGCUGCUGGGAUUGGGCUGGAAUCUAAAAUUGAUGGUCUUGCUCAGGCCCUCCACACUACUUGCAACUACUAUUCCUUGACAGCUGUAGUGCAAGGUAUACAAGCGAGCGGCUUACAAACAGAAUGCUCGCGCAAGUACGGCAAGCUUAUCGACCCCACUGGUGGCUAUCAAGCUUAUCGCAGCGGCAUGGGCGGGAGCCAUGCGUUGCAUUUUCUUUUACCUGCAUUGUCCGCAUUUGCGCGGAAAGAUUUGACUUACGCAGAAGUGGUUACAAGGGAUCUUUCACUUUACAUCGAAACUCAUCGCUGUCCAGAGGAUUCGCCCGUUAGAUUUAGUUUCUUGGCUAUUUUUACUGCCUGCUUCAGAUGCUAG